CCCACAUCCGCCCACCUCAAACAAUCGCCCAAGAUGGUCUUCGCGUGGAAAGCCGCUGGCCUUACCUACAACCGCUUCCUGGCCGUGUCCGCCCGUGCCGUGCGCCGAAGCUUGAAGGAGGAGAAGAGACUCGUCGCCGAGCGACGAGGCGAGAUGGACCUUCGCUUCGCCAAGUGGGAGGACGGCAAGCAGGGCGACGUCAAGCACUUGGCCCAGGCCAACACCGCCGCCAACGCCGCCUCUUCCUCUUAGACGAAUACGAUCACGAAGCGAAAGAACUAGGAGGACUUUCGGGAAGAAAGAAAUGAGAAUCGCAAACUUGUGGUCAACGAGAGUCGAGGGAGGUUGAUAGUGAUUGAUGGUGAUUGAUGGGAAACCGCUGAAGGGAGGAAUACAAUACCCUCCAUGUUGCAACUCGUCUUGCCAGGCCCGUCGAUCCGCGGAGGGUUCUGGUUGUAUCAUAGACACAUCGCAUACACUCCAUUAAAUCGAUGCUGUUGAUGCGUACGGAGUCGUUGCGGAGGGUACAGGAUACGCUGCUGUCAUAUUGCUUGAGACCGCGUUGCUCUCUUUGCUCUCUUUGCUCUGCAGUCGGUUUUUUUCUUUUGUCGGUGCUCAACGCCGGGCUCCCGAUCCGUCCCGGGUCAAUGGACCCGAUGUUUGCCAGAUCUGCCAGCCGUUGUCAGUUGAGAAGAACCUCCAUGUUUAGGUACUUGGGUGU
This is a messenger RNA of Sodiomyces alkalinus F11, 721 nucleotides long. RefSeq lists its product as hypothetical. NCBI's taxonomy places the organism in Eukaryota, Fungi, Ascomycota, Sordariomycetes, Glomerellales, Plectosphaerellaceae. Gene Ontology annotation, cellular component: mitochondrial inner membrane. The transcript is spliced from 3 exons. The coding region runs from base 34 to 252 and encodes 72 amino acids. The record is from RefSeq and is a predicted model, not a curated record. Gene Ontology annotation, biological process: proton motive force-driven mitochondrial ATP synthesis. Gene Ontology annotation, molecular function: proton-transporting ATP synthase activity, rotational mechanism.